Messenger RNA from Knipowitschia caucasica, 1038 nucleotides. The record is from the annotation of a GenBank genome assembly. NCBI's taxonomy places the organism in Eukaryota, Metazoa, Chordata, Actinopteri, Gobiiformes, Gobiidae.
AUGCCCAUUGUGCCAAAACACCGCUGGUUAAUGCAGGUUUAUGCACAAGAUGUCCUGAGCAGAUUAGGAGAGGUAAAGGCUUCCAUCACAUCCCUGUCUGGGCAGGUACUGAAACUGGACUCAACAAAAAAGAUUGUGAGGAAACUAGCUGGUUCUGCUCGUUCUACUGCUGCCUGGGCUACAAAUGUUGGCAAUGAGUUUGGACAAGUCAUCAUGUCUGUGCUCACAGCGAGUGAGGGCUGGGGACUUGCAAAAAUGGCAGAGGGCCUUGUAAAUCGAUACAAACAGGCCAACAUUGCUCCCCCACGAGUACUUUACACAGAUCGAGACUGCUGUAAAAACUCCCACUUGCACAAGAUCUUUGGUGGUUGGCCAAACCUGUGCAUCCGCCUGGAUGUGUGGCAUUUCAUGCGGAGGAUUGCUGUUGGAUGUACCACAGACUCACAUCCACUGUACAGUGGCUUCAUGGCUCAGCUGAGCCGCUGCAUAUUUGUGUGGGACCAGAGUGAUCUUCAGCGGCUCAUUGAGGCCAUGCGUGCUGAGCUUGAGGCCUGUCAUUUACAUCCAUCUGAUGAUGACGUGAGGAAGAGCAUCACAAAGAAAGAGAUGCAACUUCAUUGCAAGAGAGCUGUGCGGCCAGCUGCAGAGAUGGAGGUCAUGUUGGGACAGUUACUUGCAGCCUAUGAUGGAGGUCGUGGCUGCAACUCUCUGGGUGUGCCACUGAUAAACUCUGCCAGAAUGAAAGAGAUCUGGAAAGCACAACGCCGCCACAUUCCCUGCCUCCAGGACCCACCAGGCUUCCAGCUUUACACCCAGACUGGCACAGUCACCAAGGCUGGCCAUGUUCUUCCCACAUAUCGUUGUGCUCGUGGUUCUACAUCACUGGAGAACUUCCACUUACACAUGAAUCGCUUCAUCCCAGGUGCUUUGCAGGUGGGAAAAGUCCAGCACAAUGGCCAGACUGCAACAGAGUCUGUGAAGGCCUUUUUGUCCGGCUCUGUUGUGAAUACAAAGGAGCACGUCGUAUUAAGGGAGUGA